UCAAAACUUUUUCAGAGUUUUUACUUUGCAGCUUGAAACGAAAGCUCUAACUUCCAACCUAUAAUCUAAAAAUUUAGUUAUACUUCAUUAAGUAAUUAUUUACGAGUCGAGUUAUCCCGGUGAAACUCCCAGUAAGAAAUGUGAAAUCUCGAAUGUUUAAACAAUAUCUUGAUAUUUGUCCAGAGAAACGUCGCUGGUAGCCUUCACUGCUAGAAGACCUCCAGGAAAUAGGUUGGUACGUGCGACCUGAGGUCAAGUUUAGGCAUUUGCGUGUGGACGGCCAGAAAAAGCAGUCCGUUUGCUCUGGUAAAGAGGGCAGGUCCUCGACACGAUGCAUCUCUUCGGCCUUUUCGAUGCGUUUUUGACUGGGUUGCGAGUAGUGGCAUCGCCCGUAAUACGUCUUAUGUUGAUGCAAAUCUUAGCUGAUGCUCCCUACCAGUUCAACCAUCGCACCCUCCCUGAACCACAGUACGACUUCAUCGUAGUGGGAGCAGGAGCAGCUGGCAGCAUCCUGGCAGCGCGGCUGGCUGAGACAGACGCGCGGGUGUUGCUGCUGGAAGCGGGGGGGCCAGCGCCCCCCGAGACGUCGGUGCCGGGGCUUAUGCCGCUCACGCUGGGCGCCGAUGUUGACUAUCACAUUAAGCUGAACACCCCGCCUCAUCUCCAGCAGGGCUUCCAGGACAACUCUUCCUUCCUGAACAUUGGUCGUACGAUGGGUGGGGGAACGACCAUCAACGCGAUGAUAUAUUGCCGCUGCCAUAAGCUCGACUUUGACAGCUGGGCCAACCAAGGCAACCCAGGCUGGGACUUCGAAUCCGUAUUGCCGUACUUCAAAAAAUCCGAAAGAUACACCGGCAUCGUCAAUCCUAACACAGAGAAAUACCACGGAAGGGACGGACCAAUAAGCGUCGGGCCGGUGUCCUUCAACUCGACUGCGACGGAGGCCUUCCUGAAGGCUGGGAGAGAACUGGGGUACGACGUCGUGGAAGAGGUGGCACCCACCAGAUCAGGGUUCGUGCUUCAGUUGAACAGCAUUGAAAAUGGAGUGCGUCAGACGACGUCCGAAAGUUUUCUUCGGCCCAUCGUCAACAAGUCCAAUCUUUUCGUCUUGAGUGGAGCUCCUGUCACGAAGAUUUUAUUCGACGACAAUAAGAGAGCUAUCGGGGUGGAAUACUUUUUCAAUAAGAAGCACCGGCAAGUUCGCGCGCGGAAGGAAGUGAUCCUCGCCGCCGGUGCGGUCUUCUCGCCACAAAUCCUGAUGCUGUCCGGCGUCGGUCCUGCCCGACACCUUCAGGAAAUGGGCAUCAAAGUACUACAUAAACUCGAAGGGGUUGGACGCAACUACCAGGACCACGCCGCUAUCUACAACCUGCCAUUUGCUGUCACUGAUGGCGUCACUAACUCCAUUUUUGACUUCCUAAGUCCUAAGAAUCUGGUGGAUUAUAUUAAGCAAAAAUCAGGACCGUGGGCCCGACCAUUCGGAGUAGAGAGCCCGUCGUACGUCAAGCUGGGAGACGGGCCACUCGACUGGCCCGAUGUCAGCGUGCCUCUCAUGAACACAGCCCGCAGCAACCUGGGACUCAUCGUCGCUGUGUCUGAUGGAGACGAUCUCAGUUUGGAGACGUUCGACCGGCUGCUCGGGCCACUCAAGGGUCGGGACACGAUCGCCUUCGUGCCGAUGCUCCUGCGGCCCAAAAGCCGCGGUCGCGUCACUCUGAAAUCAACGAGUCCGUUUGUUCAGCCAAAUGUCGAUCCGGGCUUCCUCUCGCAUCCCGACGAUGAAGAAUUACUCAUUAGAGCGAUCCGGUUUUCUUUCUCCAUUGCCAACACCAACGCCAUGAAAGCAAUUGGAGCCAAAUGGCUUUCCAAGCCCCUGCGUGGGUGCGAGCAACACCCCGACACAUCAAAGUCCUACUGGCGCUGCUUCACCCGUCAGCUCGUCAGCUCCUUCUACCACCCCAGCAGCACAUGCAAGAUGGCGCCCAGCUCAGACCCAAUGGCCGUCGUAUCACCAGAACUUAAGGUGCACGGCUUGAAAAGCCUCCGUGUAGUGGACGCCUCCAUCAUGCCGCAGAUUGUAAGCGGCAAUACGGCGGCUCCGACGUUCAUGAUCGCUGAGAAAGCUGCAGACUUGAUCAAGAGGGACUGGGGGUAUCCAGUCUACCCGCCAUCUUGAUUCCGUCUUUAGGCUAAAAUAAAUAACUAUUUAACUGAGUAAUCAAUUAGUUAUUUCUUUAUAAUUUUUGCUUAUUGCGUUCCAGAAUAUCUGCAUUAAUUUUCCAUCUUGCAAUUGGAUUAAAAUUCAGUUAGACCGAACACAUCAUAUAAAAUUCUACGCAAUUUAUAAUAUUACCAGGCUCCCGCACUCUAGACCCUGGUAAAUUUUUCAUAAAUAUUGAAGUUACCGCUUGCUAGCCUGCUACUCAGCAGUAAGUUGGUACUUGGUAAUUCGAACUUAUUACAUACAUUUCGACUGUUGGUAUGGAAAAAAAUUAAAAUUAAAAAUCAGCUUUUUACUAGGCCAUAUUGAACAUAACAUUGCUGUUCUAAAUUCACUUCGAAUUCUUUCUUACGCAUUAUCAAUAAUUAAUACUGUUAAUAAAUAAUUGAAUGAGUUCCCAUUUUGUUAUAAAUAACGAACUUGCUUGUACUGCCCUUAGGAACUUAUGUGAUAUAUGCUUUCGACGCUGAUGUACAAAGUAGAUAUAGAUUUCUAACUUAGGCUGUGCGAGGGGCGAAUAUAAUCUAUCAAUUGCUCCAAUAAUCGAUCAUAUUUGCAGGCUAUCAGUUCAAUUGGAAUCAUUUGAUUAAUUAAAUAAUUCAGAAUAAGUUGUGUUGUGUAUAAAUAUAACAGAAAACUAAUAAUAUUUAAGCUGUGCUGAGUUUGGUGAAGAAUUUGCUGUGGUUUCGGUAAAGAAAUUUUGACGAUUGCUUCUACGCUUGUGAAUGAUGGGGCUAACCGAAAAAAAACUUUUUCUUGCUUGAUAACAACGAGAGCUUCAUAUCUACAGAAUAUCAUAUCAUUAGGAUAACAUAGUUUAAGACUGUCAUGAAAGUCAUAUUUAAUUACAUGAUUACUUUUCAAAUUUUG
Messenger RNA from Hyalella azteca, 3091 nucleotides. Its product is annotated as glucose dehydrogenase [FAD, quinone]. NCBI's taxonomy places the organism in Eukaryota, Metazoa, Arthropoda, Malacostraca, Amphipoda, Hyalellidae. Gene Ontology annotation, molecular function: oxidoreductase activity, acting on CH-OH group of donors; flavin adenine dinucleotide binding. The record is from RefSeq and is a predicted model, not a curated record. The coding region runs from base 332 to 2176 and encodes 614 amino acids. The transcript has 14 exons.